Paralichthys olivaceus (Japanese flounder) is the source of this 3188-nucleotide messenger RNA. RefSeq names its product Rho GTPase activating protein 24 (gene arhgap24). Gene Ontology annotation, molecular function: GTPase activator activity. Gene Ontology annotation, cellular component: focal adhesion. The record is from RefSeq and is a predicted model, not a curated record. Lineage: Eukaryota; Metazoa; Chordata; Actinopteri; Pleuronectiformes; Paralichthyidae. Gene Ontology annotation, biological process: signal transduction; wound healing, spreading of epidermal cells; negative regulation of Rac protein signal transduction.
UGUGUGCACAUGUGUGUUUGGGUGGACUCCCACUGUAUAAUGGUGCCCCGUGUGUGACUGGGCUGACCACGACAACCAUACGCUCCACAGCGGGGACUCUUUUCUCAGCAUACAGAUGGUGUGAGGGGGAAAAGUUUUUCAGCUCACUCAGAUCCACUCUGCACGCAGCAGCAGCAGCAGCAGCAGCAGGAGAGGAGCUGAAGUACAACCUCAACCUGUCUCAGUCCAGGAUUUUUGCGGGUGUUGAUUGAUUACCUGUCACUGGAUUGGAUAAACUGGUCGAGCAUCACCACACACAUCACUGGUGAGGGAUUCAACGAGGCUGUUUGAGAGAUCAGAGCUGCUGCAAUGGAAGACCAGUGUGUGUCCCACAGCAGUCCCCAGCACAGCGGAGGUCCGGCCAGCGGCGACGUUCAGAGGCAGGGGCGGCCGAAUGUCAUCAGGUGUGGGUGGCUCAGGAAGCAAGGAGGCUUUGUCAAGACUUGGCACAGUCGCUGGUUUGUGCUGCGAGGGGACCAGCUUUACUAUUACAAAGACGAGGAGGAGACCAAAGCCCUGGGAGCCAUUUUCUUACCUGGAAACAAAGUCACAGAGCAUCCAAGCAGCGGCGAUGAAGGGGGGAAAUAUCUUUUCGAGAUCAUUCCAGGGGCAGACAGAGAGCGGAUGACAGCCAACCAUGAGACCUACCUUCUUAUGGCCAGCACCCAGAAUGACAUGGAGGAUUGGGUGAAGACAAUCCGAAGGGUCAUCUGGGCACCUUUUGGUGGAGGGAUCUUUGGUCAGAAGUUGGAGGAGACGGUGCGGUAUGAGCGCCGCUAUGGGAACAAGCUGGCCCCGAUGCUGGUGGAGCAGUGUGUGGAUUUCAUCCGGCAGUGGGGCCUUCAGGAGGAGGGUCUGUUCCGGCUGCCUGGACAGGCCAACCUGGUCAAAGAGCUGCAGGACGCAUUCGACUGUGGAGAGAAGCCCUCGUUUGAUUGUAACACAGAUGUGCACACGGUCGCCUCCCUGCUGAAGCUCUAUCUCAGGGAGCUGCCGGAGCCCGUCGUCCCCUUCCUCAAGUACGGUGACUUCCUGGCAUCUGCCAAGCUCUUCGGAAAGGAUGAUGAAAUGGGUAUGAAUGAGUUGAGACGGCUCGUGGAAAGUCUACCUCCAGUCAACUUCAACCUUCUCAAGUACAUCUGCAGGUUUCUAGAUGAAGUGCAGUCGUAUUCAGGAGUGAACAAAAUGAGCGUUCAGAACUUGGCCACAGUCUUCGGGCCAAAUAUCUUGAGGCCAAAGGUUGAGGAUCCAGUAGCCAUUAUGGAAGGUACUGUUCUGGUCCAGCAGCUCAUGGCCAUUUUGAUCGGCCGCCACGAUGUGUUAUUCCCUCACAGAGAAGACAGCCCCACUGCCCUCGAGCUCGUCAACAACAACAUCGAACAACCGCGGCGACAAGCCACCACAACUACCUCCACCGUCACGACAGUGUCUCAGAACGCCGAGAACAACAACACGCAGGUGGUCCGUCAGUGCGUCUGGGAAACACCUGAGUCUCCUUCGCACCGCCAACACAUAGAAAACAGUGUCUCCCCGCGGCCGUCAAGCCCUCGCAACGCUGUCACUGGACGCUUCGACAUCACCCGCAGCCCCCCACUGACUAUUAAAAAGAACCCGGCGUACAGUAAAGGCAGCGGGAUUGUCACAAACGGCUCCUUCAGCUCCUCGCCCUCCUCGGACCCCAAUCAAGAGAAGAGUCAGACUCUGAGUGGAGGAGGCAGUUUACCGAUUCGGCGCAGUGGGGCCCUCAAAGGCUCAGGCACAAAAAUGGGCACCAGCGGCGUGGCGGGUGGGAGCAGCACUGUAGGGAACGGAGCUGUGCGCAUGGGCGUUGCAGGCACUGAUGUGGUCACAGGGAGCCUGAGCGGCCGCAACAGUCUCUGGGCCCCAAACGGCUGCGUUACGUUACGGGUGAACAACAAAGCGCGUGACUGCUCCAACGGGGAACAUACCGCCAAUCAGAAUCGUCUGUCCACGUACGACAAUGUCCAGUUAAACCACCAGAACCUGCAGCUGCAGAACCAGAUCACCAACACGUGUCUGAACAGCAGCUGCGAGGACAAGCAGAGCGUCGACAGCGCCACCUGGUCCACGUCCUCCUGUGAAAUCUCUCUUCCCGACAACUCCACUUCCUGUCGUUCCUCCACCACCACCUGUCCUGAGCAGGACUUCUAUGGAGGUCACUUCGAGGACCUGGAUGGACCAGCUCAGGAUGCCGAACCUCCUCAGCCCGGUGGAGGAGCAGGAGAGGGGGAGGGCAGAAGCAGCAACAGGGAAGCAGGAGGAGACGGAGCAGGGAGGAGCAGCCGAGGAACCAGCAGUAGUGAGAAUAGUGACAGUUUCGCUGCUGCUAAUGGAGCCGGCAGCCACAGCGCUCUGCACAGUUUAGUGGCCAGUCUCAAACAGGAGAUGCACAAACAGAAGACAGAGUAUGAGGCCAGAAUAAAGAGCUUGGAGCAGCGUAACCUGGAGCUGGAGACAGAGAUGUUGAACCUCCACGAGGAGCUGGACCAGGAGAGGAAGAAGUACACCAUGGCCGAGAUCAAGCUGCGCAACGCCGAGCGUGCCAAGGACGACGCCGAGCGCAGAAAUCAGAUGCUGCAGAAAGAGAUGGAGCAGUUCUUCUCCACCUUCAGCGACCUCACCGCGACCGGCAACACCCCAGCCGCCGACCCCCGCCGGCCAGAUCGCACCAACGCCAUCUGGAUACAGUGAGGGAGGCCGGGGAACAUGGUGCUUAAAAGACUGUAAAAGACUGUGUAACACUCAAUAAUGUGAUGUGAACAUUAACCAGGCUCCAAACAGGAUUUGGCUGCUUGUUGUAGAAGGAAAAGUGGGAAGUUUCGUCAACGGCAUGUUUUAAUUUAAGUAAUAGGUGAUGGUGUCACCUGUAGAAAUGUAGACGUCACCUGGAGUGAUGUCAGAGUGACAUUGUAAAUACAACAUUAUUUAAACACUCGCCUACUCUCUUAGAAACUGUCGCGGUACCUGCUCUUCUGACCUGGUGGUGGAAUAAAGGGACUGUAAAGGGAUUUACAGUACUACCAUUAUUUUAUAUUAGCUCCUUGAGCCCGAUAGGAGGGACGAAUAAACAUUUAAAAAGGUUGUGAUCAGCGAAACAUGGAAAUAAAACACAAAGAGCUGACGACGAU